Neomonachus schauinslandi (Hawaiian monk seal) is the source of this 1389-nucleotide messenger RNA. RefSeq names its product PNMA family member 3. The record is from RefSeq and is a predicted model, not a curated record. Gene Ontology annotation, molecular function: zinc ion binding; nucleic acid binding. Lineage: Eukaryota; Metazoa; Chordata; Mammalia; Carnivora; Phocidae. The coding region runs from base 1 to 1389 and encodes 462 amino acids. The transcript has a single exon.
AUGCCAUUGACCCUGUUGCAGGAUUGGUGUAGGGGGGAACAUCUGAACACCCAGCGGUCCAUGCUUAUCCUGGGGAUUCCUGAGGACUGUGGUGAGGAUGAAUUUGAGGAGACUCUUCAGGAGGCUCUCAGGCACCUGGGUAGGUAUAGGGUCAUUGGUAGGAUGUUUAGGAGGGAAGAGAAUGCCCAAGCAUUUCUCUUGGAGCUUGCCCAAGAUAUUGACUAUGCUUUGAUCCCCAGGGAAAUACCCGGAAAGGGAGGGCCCUGGGAAGUGGUUGUAAAACCUCGGAACUCCGAUGGGGAAUUUCUCAAUAGACUGAACCGCUUCUUAGAGGAGGAGAGGCGGACAGUGUCAGACAUGAACAGAGUGCUUGGAUCGGACACCAACUGUCCUGCUCCAAGAGUGGCCAUAUCACCUGACUUCUGGACCUGGGCCCAGACUCUGGGGGCAGCAGUGCAACCUCUGCUAGAACAAAUGUUGUACAGAGAACUAAGAGUGUUUUCUGGGAACACUGUGUCCAUCCCAGGGGCGUUGGCCUUUGAAGCCUGGCUGGAGCACACCACUGAAAUGCUGCGGAUGUGGCAGGUGCCCGAGGGUGAAAAGAGGCGGCGGCUGAUGGAAUGCUUGCGGGGUCCUGCCCUGCAGGUGGUCAGUGGGCUGCGGGCCAACAAUGCUGGCGUAACUGUGGGCGAGUGCCUGGCAGCCCUGCAGCAGGUGUUUGGACCUGUGGAUAGCCGUAAAAUCGCCCAUGUAAAAUUUUGUAAGGCUUAUCAAGAGGUAGGAGAGAAAGUCUCCAGCUUUGUCUUGCGUUUGGAACCCCUGCUCCAAAGAGCCGUAGAAAAAAAUGCAGUAUUACGAAGGAAUGUGAAUCAGGCUCGCCUGAAACAAGUCUUAAGUGGGGCUACCCUUACUGACAAACUUCGAGACAGGCUUAAGUUGAUGAAACAGCGAAGGAAACCACCUGGUUUCCUGGCACUGGUGAAGCUCCUGCGUGAGGAGGAGGAGUGGGAGGCCACUUUGGGUCCAGAGAGGGAAAGGAUACCAGGGCUGAACGCAGGCAUAGGGUCAUCUGCCAGAAACAGUGCUUUCAGAGUGUCUUUCCCUGCCCCUGGCAACGCUCUGCGGGCCAGGUCUUCCCAAGGCUCCAGGCGCAGGAGGGGCAGAGGACAACACCGAAGGGGGCGUGUGCUAAGGGCCAGCCCUCGACAUUCAGGCAAACGGAAGCACCACACAUUUUGCUAUCGCUGUGGAGAAGAUGGCCACGUCAAGGCACAGUGUAGCAACGCUCCAAACCUGCUCUUGGUAAAGCAGAAGAGACAGGCUGCAGUAGAGUCGGGAAAUGGGAACUGGGCUUGGGAAAAGAGCCACCCCAAGCCCAAGGCCAAGUAG